Pocillopora damicornis (cauliflower coral) is the source of this 519-nucleotide messenger RNA. RefSeq names its product cell adhesion molecule 4. The record is from RefSeq and is a predicted model, not a curated record. Gene Ontology annotation, molecular function: axon guidance receptor activity. Gene Ontology annotation, biological process: homophilic cell-cell adhesion; synapse organization. Gene Ontology annotation, cellular component: neuronal cell body; axon; plasma membrane. Lineage: Eukaryota; Metazoa; Cnidaria; Anthozoa; Scleractinia; Pocilloporidae.
GUCCUCCGGAAAUUAAUCCUGAGCUCAAGGAUCAGUUGGUUACAUAUAAUUCACCGCUUGAGUUCGAAUGCUCUCUAGGCGGUGUCCCUACACCUGAGAUACUCUGGACUAAGGAUGGGUUGCAUAUCAGUAACAAAAACAUUCUCAGGAUUCGUCAAGCGAGAUUUGAAGACUCUGGUAAAUACACAUGCAGGGCCAAUAACAGCGAAGGGAGCAAAAACUCAACUUUCUGGAUCGAAGUGGCGGUCUCUCCCCAGAUUAUUACGCCUCCGAUAAGCCGAUAUGUUACCGAAGGAGACCGUGUAGACCUUAUUUGUAGAGCCUCAGGUGUUCCAAAACCAACCUUGGUCUGGACUUUUAAUAAUGGUAACCUGCCAUCUGGUAUCAAUCAAUUCAAUCGCAAAGGAGAAUCAAACCUGGUAUUGCCAAGUGUCACGAAAGAGAUGAAUGGGACUUACAAGUGUACAGCAAAAAACAAAGCAAAUACAGCUGCUUACUCAGCAGCACUGCGUGUUUAUG